UUCUCUCUUCAAUCCCCAGACCUUACCUUAUCUAGGGUUAGGGUUUCAGACUCAGUCCUUUUAGAUUUUUUCCUAUAUCUGAAGAUGAUGCAGCAGCCAGCACCGGGUGUAGUUCCGCCUCCGAUGGCGCCGCCGCCAGCCAUGGCUCCUCCGACGCAGCAGCAGUUUCAGUACCAGCAGCCUCCGCCAGCCGCACAGCCGCAGCAGCCUUACAUGAUGAUGAACAUGAACAUGAACAUGAUGCCGCCUCAGAGCCAGCCUCCACCCAUGUGGGCCCCGCAGCCUCCUGCUGUUCCGUUGCCCGCUCAGCAGCAGCAGCAGCAGCAGCAGCAGCCACAGCCACAGAUGGGUCAACCCGCCAGCGCCGAUGAGGUGCGGACUCUGUGGAUCGGUGACCUGCAGUACUGGAUGGACGAGAAUUACCUCAUGAGCUGUUUUUCACACACUGGAGAGGUUGCUUCAGUGAAGGUCAUCCGUAACAAGCAAACUGGUCAAGUUGAGGGCUAUGGCUUUAUUGAAUUCACUUCUCGUGCUGCUGCUGAAAGGAUUCUGCAAACAUACAAUGGUACCGCCAUGCCAAAUGGUGAACAGAACUUCAGGCUGAACUGGGCGUCCUUUGGUUCGGGUGAGAAGCGUGAUGAUGUCCCUGACUUCACUAUUUUUGUUGGAGACUUGGCUGCUGAUGUUACGGAUUACAUGCUUCAAGAGACCUUCAGGGCCCGUUAUCCCUCUGUUAAGGGUGCUAAGGUUGUAAUUGAUAGACUCACAGGACGUACAAAGGGUUAUGGGUUUGUUAGGUUUGGAGAUGAAACUGAACAUAACCAUGCCAUGGUAGAGAUGCAAGGUGUUUUCUGUUCAACAAGGCCAAUGCGUAUAGGGCCAGCUGCUAACAAGAAGACAGUUGUUGGCCAGCAAUAUCCUAAAGCUUUGGCUCAAGGGACUUCAAACGACAGUGAUCCAAAUAAUACAACCAUAUUUGUUGGUAAUUUGGAUUCCAACGUGACGGAUGGUUAUUUGAGAGAAGUUUUUGGCCAGUAUGGGCAAUUGGUACAUGUGAAGAUACCAGCAGGCAAGCGGUGUGGAUUUGUUCAAUUUGCUGAUAGGAGCUGCGCAGAAGAAGCAUUGCGGGUGUUGAAUGGAAGUAUGUUGGGUGGACAAAAUAUUCGCCUUUCAUGGGGCCGGAGUACUUCAAACAAACAGCCUCAGUCAGAUCCAAACCAGUGGAAUGGUGGGUACUAUGGAUAUGGUCAAGGAUAUGAGUAUGGCUAUGCUGCUGCUCCUCCUCAAGAUCCAAACAUGUACUACGGAGGCUAUCCAGGGUAUGGAAAUUACCAACAGCCACAACAGCAGCAGCAGCAGCAGCAAGUGGGAUAUAGCUGAAAUGUGUGGAGUUUUAAUGGGGCUGCUUUGUGUUUGGGUAGUGAGAUGAACUGAUGCUACUACUUCUCUUCUCGUUUGGGGAAUAAGUUCAGGCUGUGUUAUUAUUCUAUCCUACCAAUAGCAUAUGCACUGUAUGAAUCUCCAAAUUUUGUACUGUUUAAGUUGGCUUUAAUUUGAUCCUAACUCAUUCGAUGCAUGUGGUCCUCAAAUAUAUUUUUUUCUUUCAU
Molecule: messenger RNA, 1607 nt
Organism: Rubroshorea leprosula
Lineage: Eukaryota; Viridiplantae; Streptophyta; Magnoliopsida; Malvales; Dipterocarpaceae
Source: the annotation of a GenBank genome assembly